Carassius gibelio (silver crucian carp) is the source of this 3316-nucleotide messenger RNA. RefSeq names its product hydroxymethylglutaryl-CoA lyase, mitochondrial-like. Bases 53 to 1075 code for a protein of 340 amino acids. The record is from RefSeq and is a predicted model, not a curated record. Lineage: Eukaryota; Metazoa; Chordata; Actinopteri; Cypriniformes; Cyprinidae. Gene Ontology annotation, molecular function: hydroxymethylglutaryl-CoA lyase activity. Gene Ontology annotation, biological process: ketone body biosynthetic process; L-leucine catabolic process. The transcript is spliced from 8 exons.
ACUAAAUCCAUUCAUUAACUAGUGACGUCAUGGCGAAUGUGGGCGUGUGAAUAUGGCGGCGCUCGUGAUGAGAGUUAGUCCAGGUCCUUUCGCUUUUGCUCGGGUUCACCGACCCGCUCUGCGCUCCGUUUCUGCCGCAAUACUCAAAUCCGUCAGUGUGUCUGCCACACAGUCACUCUCAUUCCCAGAGAGGGUGAAGAUUGUAGAGGUUGGACCUCGAGAUGGACUUCAGAAUGAGAAGACCAUUGUUCCCACUGAGGUAAAGAUCCGUCUGAUUGAUAUGCUCUCAGAAGCAGGACUUCCUGUCAUUGAAGCCACAAGUUUUGUUUCACCUAAAUGGGUCCCUCAGAUGGCUGAUCAAGAGGAAGUGAUGCGUGGCCUCCACAAGAAACCUGGCGUGAACUACCCUGUCCUGACCCCUAAUCUGAAGGGAUUCCAGGCUGCUAUGAAGGCUGGUGCAAAAGAGGUCGCAAUAUUUGGUGCUGCAUCAGAGCUCUUCAGUAAGAAGAACAUCAACUGUUCAGUGGAUGAGAGUCUUGUGCGCUUUGAAGAGGUGGUGAGAGCAGCCAAACAAGAGGGAGUUCCUGUGAGAGGCUAUGUGUCAUGUGUGCUGGGUUGUCCAUAUGAAGGGAAGGUAUCACCAACCAAAGUGGCAGAGGUUGCUAAGCGAAUGUAUUCCAUGGGCUGCUAUGAGAUUUCACUUGGCGAUACUAUCGGAGUGGGCACUCCAGGUGGCAUGACAGAGAUGUUGGAUGCCGUGAAGAAAGAGGUUCCCGUCGAGGCUUUAGCAGUUCACUGUCAUGACACUUAUGGACAAGCACUUGCUAACAUACUUGUAGCAUUACAGAAUGGGGUAAGUGUCGUGGACUCAUCUGUUGCAGGGCUGGGCGGCUGCCCUUAUGCCCAGGGGGCUUCUGGGAAUGUUGCAACUGAAGAUGUGGUCUAUAUGCUGCAUGGACUGGGAAUCCAUACAGGAGUGGACCUGCCCAAACUGUUGGAUGCUGGCUCAUACAUCUGUCAUUCACUCAACAGAAGGACAAAUUCAAAAGUUGCUCAGGCCUCCUGCAAGCUCUGAAGUCUUCUUUCUCUUCAUCGUGGUUAUAGUCUCUGGUAUGAUGACAUUACUCUUUUGGAAGUCACACCAUGUUACCCCUUAGUAUGUAGUGAUUUUUUUUUUUAAUUUAUAGAAUCUUUUAAAUAAAUAUCUCUAAACAGUGGAGCUGGACAUCGUGGAUGAGGAACAUUCUCUACUGUGAAUGUUUGAAUGAGGCGAGUGAUGAAAAGGGCACUUGUGAGCUCAUAUCACCCAAUAUAUUUACAACCAGACGGACCUAAGCUGUUCUCUUGUGCCUUGAUUUCUGAUGAUAUUGCCUAAAGGCAAUAAAAUCUAGAAUGGGACAGAAUUUGACUGCAGAAUAUUAUGAAUGAUAUCUAGAUGCAAAUGUCUUGCUGGUUAGUUUGCAUCACAUUACUAAUCUUGAUUAGAAUAUUUGUUUAUUAAUGUAUCAUAGAAUGAGACGUCACAAACGUGACCCUGGAACGCAUAACCAAUCUUAAGUGUCAAUUUUCCUAAAUUGAUAUUUGCGCAUCACCUGAAAGCUGAAUAAAUAAGUUUUCCUUUGAUGUAUGGUUUGUUAGGAUAGGACAAUAUCUGUCCGAGAUACAACUAUUUGAAAAUCUGGAAUCUGAGAUUUAAAAAAUCUAAAUACUGAGAAAAUCACCUUUGAAUUUGUCCAAAUGAAUUCUUAGCAAUGCAUAUUACUAAUCAAAAAUUAAGUAUUGAUAUAUUUAAAGUAGGAAAUUUACAAAAUAUCUUCAUGGAACAUGAUCUUUACUUAAUAUCCUAAUGAUAUUUGGCAUAAAAGAAAAAUCCAUAAUUUAGACUCAUACUAGACUCAUGAUCUCAAUGCCAGUCUUGACAAAAAGACUGAUCAUACAAUGUUUUUUUGCCUAUUGCUAAAAACAUACCCCAGCGACUUAAGUUUUGUGGUCCAGCGUCACGUAUUGUUCUAUAUUCGAUAUCCCCGUUUUUGUGUCCGUGAAUGCUUUGAGUCAUUUUGAGACGGAAAUAUCUGUCAUUACCAGACAAAUGAAUUUCUACACUGGUAUUCAUAACAAACCCAUUAUAAUGAAAAGGCUCUCACGGAACUUCAGAUACAAAAAUAACACACCAUUAUAACUGCUGAUUAAUUUAGUUUCUUUCCAGGAAAAAACAUGAAUAAUUUGAGUGCUUUCUGUGCGAUAAGGAACAUACCUUUUCAUUUCCUUUAAUUUAUUGUUGAGACAUGUCUUAUGGGUUUAUUACAGCUUAUUUUUUCUCUUUGUGUUGUUAACUGGCAUUAUUGAAUGAUUGUAUUUAUUUUAUUUUAAUAAGAUAUAAUUACUUGCACACUUCACUCUUUUUUUUUAUUUAAUAAGAGAUUGUUAAUUUUAAUGAUUAAAGACAAGAUGAUGAGAAAUGUGAAUUUUUGUGUUCUUAUAAAUGCAGUACGCCAAACCUCUUUUUCAGGUUCACUUUUACCUGUUAGUCCGACAACUGAACUUUUCAUAAUAGUAACACACCUAAAACUGGAUCCUUCUCACUUACCCUCAUUCUUAUAUGCAAUACUUCUGUUAUCUGUUAAAAGCUGAUUAACUGGAUCAACAAGUUUUCUGCGCAUUAUGUUUGACAUCAUAUACCCACACUCAAAAACCUUUUACAAACUCAUGCAUGACUAAGAAGAAAAAAAAGCUAUUUAGAAGUAAAUGAUAGCUUUUGUACUUUGAUCAGACAGAAUGUAACAAUCUGUUAAUGCAAGGCUGUGCAUUAACAUUAAUAAAAAAAGUUUCUAUAUUAAUAUCUCUUUGAACAAAUAAGCUGUACAUUGAGUAGGCCUUAUGAUACAUUCCAGAGAUUUGAUCCAUUCAGAUGCUAACUAUAAUAGCAAAUGAACAUGUUACAUGGUAGAAUCCCACUACAAAUCAAAGGUUUGGGAUCAGUACAUUUUUUUUAAUGUUUGUGAAUGAAGUCUCUUAUGGUCACCAAGGCCAUUGGUUGCUGAUUUGGUGCUCAAGAAACCUUUCUUAUCACAAUUGAAAAUAAUUAAAUAGUGCAGUGUUGUUUUGAUGAAAAGAAAGCUCAAAGAGCAUGUAUUUGGAAUAUUUUUGAAGCAGCAGUCACUUUUGAUAAAUUUAAUGCAUUUUUUCCAAAUAAAUGUAUUAAAAAUGUUAGUGAACGCUUCGUGAAAGAUUUGUAUAAGUGUAUAAGGAUAAGUGUAAAUUGGUCACUAUUUUAAUAAGUUCUGACAAAGGAUAAUACAAUAAAUAAUGAUUUUCA